ACAACAUGGCUGCUUGCGUCACGCGCGGGGUAGUGCUAGCUGAGGCAUCUGCGUCUGAGGGGGAGAGCCGUCCCAGCAAGGCUAGACCGGGCAGACGCAUUCUUACAGGCACAACGGAGCAGUCGCGCAGAUACCGGCACCCUGCCGCACGAGGACCAGCAACGACCACGCAGCCGCUCGGCAAACUGAGACCCCGUGCACAGGUCCACCAGUCAGGACACUCAACUUGUGGAUACUGCAGUUGAGGUGGCUUGCAGGUAGAGCAAAGGAAGCAGGACGACUUGGAAUACUGGGCUUAACUGGACUGUGCUGAGGCUGUUCGGCUCUGAUUCCUGGGCUAAAUUGGACUGUGCUGAGGCUGUUCGGCUCUGAUUCCUGGGCUAAACUGGACUGUGCUGAGGCUGUUUGGCUCUGAUUCCUGGGCUAAAGUGGACUGUGCUGAGGCUGUUCGGCUCUGAUUCCUGGGCUAAAUUGGACUGCGCUGAGGCUGUUCGGCUCUGAUUCCUGGGCUAAAUUGGACUAAUUUGGUGCUGCUUGACGGCGUUCGCGACACCCCGUUCCCCACUGAGCGGUUUGGGCGGAGCGAGCAUGCGGUGCGGGUACCCUAGCCUGUCCUGCGGCCUCCUGGUGGCGCUGGUUCUGUGUGCCGCACCCUGGACUCGGGCCUGCCAGGAGAAGCAUCCGGAGCACGGGCUGGUGCUGGACUGGCUGAGGCAGCUGAUCCUGGCCCGGCUGGGGCUGGAGGAAGCGCCCGUCCCGGGGGUGCCAGAGGGGCCGGGGAGGCCGGGGGGGCCGGGGGCGCACCGGCCCCUCAGGUCCCGGGUGGGGAGGGCGGCCCCGGUCGAGGGCAGGCAGAUCCACCAGGACGCCUCGCAGGUCAUCCUCUUCCCCAGCUCGGACUCCACGUGCGCACACACCUCAGACCCUCCAUCCCAUGGAGUGGGCAGCUUCUUCACCUACUACUUCCAGCCCUCCACCCACACCCUGGAGUCCACCAUCACAUCCGGGCACUUCUGGUUCUACUCGGGGGACGGGCCCCUGCCCGCCAACGCCUCGGCCCCCCUGUACGUGCUCACCGCCCAGCAGCAGCUGGUCCUGGCGGCCGACGCGCCCGAGAGGCUGGAGGAGGGCGGCUGGGCGGUGUACCGGCUGGGCCGCGCCGUGCUCUCCUCCCUGGCCGACGGGCCCUUCGCCGCGCAGGUGCGCUGCCCGACCUGCGCCUGCCGCGCCGAGGCCGACAAGACGCCCUUCCUGCACCUCCGCGCCCGGUCCCGCGCCCCCGACCGCUCGCGCCGGUCCUCCAUCCCCUGGUCCCUGUCGGCGCUGGACCGCCUGCAGCGCCCCGCCCAGGACGGGGGCGACUACGACGACUGCCACCGCGAGGAGCUCAACAUCUCCUUCCAGGAGCUGGGCUGGGAGAACUGGAUCGUGCAUCCCAAGGUCUUCACCUUCCACUACUGCCACGGCAACUGCUCCAGCCAGGACCGCAUCACCACCCUGAUGGGCAUCAGGCAGUGCUGCGCCGCCGUGCCGGGCACCAUGAAGCCGCUGCGCGUCCGCACCACCUCCGACAGGGGCUACUCCGUCAAAUACGAGACCCUGCCCAACAUCAUCGCCGAGGACUGCACCUGCAUUUAGGGCCCGGCUCUUAGAAAAAUGGCCUCGCAGUGAAUCUCAUAGCCGUAUUUCUGCAACCUAGAUCUGCUCCAGACGGGAGGGCCCUACCUCCAAAGGGGCGUGGCCUGCCUCCAAAGUGGAGGGUUUGGGUUACACUAAACUCCUCCCAUUCAGAGUUUGGCCACUCCCCUUUGGCGCCAGACCAAUACCCUUUGGAGCUGCUCCAGGUGCCAGUAAUACCCUUCUUGUAAGUUGAUUGCCUGAAAGCAUGAUAUUCAUGAUAACGGAAACUUGUGUCUAUCAUUUUCUUUUUACUAAUACAUGCUGAAAAACUAUUUUUCAAAACUGUGCUAAAAACUUAAACUGCAGUUGUUUGUAAGCAUUCUAAAUUCUGUGCACACAAUAAAGGUUUAGAUCAAUGAUAUUUAAAUUGUUUUU
Messenger RNA from Anguilla anguilla (European eel), 2055 nucleotides. It is a transcript of the gene inha, whose product is annotated as inhibin subunit alpha. The transcript is spliced from 2 exons. NCBI's taxonomy places the organism in Eukaryota, Metazoa, Chordata, Actinopteri, Anguilliformes, Anguillidae. Gene Ontology annotation, cellular component: extracellular region. Gene Ontology annotation, molecular function: cytokine activity; growth factor activity. The record is from RefSeq and is a predicted model, not a curated record. The coding region runs from base 589 to 1638 and encodes 349 amino acids. Gene Ontology annotation, biological process: SMAD protein signal transduction.